AUGUCAGAGCAACAGAAGAAACUAGCGCAAAGCAAAAUAGCGAGUCGAUAUGGAAUUGUCCCGCUGAGGGAGAAGCUUUUCCCCGAGGAAUCAAUGAAUCGAACAUACUUCGACUCUGGGGAGUUCGCUCUCAAUAACGCACACAAAUCAUCGGAAAUAUCCCCGAGCUUAGGCACCAAGCACCCACAACGCUCUAAUAUCUCCCAUCCAUUCUGCGCCGUACCUAGUUCCAGCAACGUCUGUGAGGAAGCAAAUGAUCCAAUCCAGGCACCAAAGGAGAGGCACCAGAGUCAUCUCCAAGACUCAGACUGCCAGGAAGAGGAGGCUUGA
This is a messenger RNA of Penicillium nucicola, 330 nucleotides long. Its product is annotated as camp-regulated phosphoprotein family protein Igo1. Bases 1 to 330 code for a protein of 109 amino acids. The transcript is spliced from 3 exons. The record is from RefSeq and is a predicted model, not a curated record. NCBI's taxonomy places the organism in Eukaryota, Fungi, Ascomycota, Eurotiomycetes, Eurotiales, Aspergillaceae.